UCAUGAUGUGCCUCGAAAUGGCCUCGAGGCAACGAGUCUCGGUUUGAUCCUAACCUGCAUCACAUUUGGUUUUUCCUAUAUGUACACCUAUUUCCCCCUCGCGACUUUUCCCAAGUUGCCAUGUCCCAACCUUGCGUGCUGCAGCCUGAGGCCGUGGCGGUGGUACCUCGCCCUGCCGCAUUGCACGAACGCGCAGGACAACCAUUAAGUACACCUGCACUCGUAGGAUAUCCAACAUCUGUCCGUGCUUCUCGUCCAUUACGUUCUUCUCCUCUCGCCGGCCCAGCAUUCUCUAGUAAUACAUCCAUCGUAACUUCUUUAGAGUCAAGUCAGUCUCAAUGCCCAAGUACUUUGAGCAUGGACCUCGGUCCAUACUCGCGCUCGCAACCGUCAUCUCUCUUCUCUCACACUGGUUCUAUUUCUGCGACCACCUCUUCCCAUGCCCACCGCGCCCCCGGACUCUUGGUUGGACCGUCAAAGAGCGCUGGUGCUAUUCCUACCCUUGGCCUAGACGCCCGCCUGUAUUCGCGCUCGCCACCCUCGUCUGACGUUUCUCAUACUGGUUCUUUUUCUGCCAGCUCAUCUUCCUUCUCCUCGCACGCGCACCGUACUUCCACAACGGGACUAACCAAGACCACUAGCGCUAUUCCCACACUUGGUCUUUUCAGACGGCAGGCCAAGGAUGAACCAGCGGCACCACUUCCUACCCAAGCACCAUUCGGGCAUAGUCGCUCAGCAUCUUUUCCAUGCCAAACAGAUCCCCUGCCAGCCCAUGUCCCACAAGCCUACUCACCGAGUGCCGCUCGCCCAACCUCCCAAAAGCCCUCAGUGUCCCGAAAUCCGAAUGAGAACUGGAUGUCAUCUUCUCCAUUUGGUACUGCAUCUACGCCCCGCUUUUCUAGGCAAUCGAUAUCGUCACAACCAGUCGUGAUGCCCCUGAGUGCUCGGGAAUACCGCAGACGAAAAUGCGCUAGCAUGAUGACAAACACGGUAUAUUCGGCCACAUCUGGCUCACCGGUCACCGAGGGCAUGGAGGAAGGUGUACCUCAUAUCAUAGUCUCCGACUCUGAGGCCUCCGGUCCUUCUCCUUCCAUUCACCCAUCCGGAAAUAGGUCUUCCAGGCGUGCCUCGCUGCCGUCGUCACAGGCCUCCCAUACAUCUCUCCCCCCGGGUUCUCGGGAACCCGCAUUGUCCGAGAAAAGUUCGAUCAGUACCUUCUUUUCAUUAUCAUCCGAGAACGAGGCAGAAAAUGCCGAUGUAACACCGCACCGGAGGAUGUCUUAUCCCACCCCAACCCAGCGUCAUUCACGCAUCAGUCUCGUGGAUGCUGUGAAUCGCCUGUCGCAAAUGAGCGGGGCAAGUGGAGAUACCGUGUUUUUCGAUAUGGAUGAAGGUCUCAGCCCUCGUCAGAGACAGAUUUCUGUGACGGAGGAUGACGGGGUGCUCAGAAGGGCGAGCUCGAGAAGGAGGAAAUUAAAGAAAUUCAAUGCACCUUCCCGCGAACCGGUGAUGGCGGACGCCGCAGCAGAACGUACUGCACCACAAGAACGCACUCGAGUGGUCAGGAUUCUGGAAGCCAACGAAGUUUCCUCUAUCCCCAUACUUGACAGCAGGUUUUCCGACUCAUCCCAUGAUCGUGAAGAACUUGUCUCCGGUGACAUAUCCACCGAACGGGCCGCUUCUGAAUCAAAAAUGGACUCAGAGGCGCCAGGCACUUUUGCCGAGGCACAAGUCAGACCUCGCAGGAAACUUACCAAAUCUCGAACACAAUCUGUUCAGGUACCACCUGCACGAUUGGCUGCCCCGUCAUUACCCUGGAUACCUCGUCCUUCUUCGCAGUUUUUCAGGGGUAGUGCAAAACAGAACACGCCAAAUAUUUCCGCAUCGGACGUAUCGCUCCAGGAAAAUGUCCCGCAGACCGAAGAGAUAGGAGAUAACGGAAAGGAGAACAAUCACCGGGGCCGUCGAUUGACAUUUCAGUUCAUUCCCUCCCCCUCCUUUCACAGGCGACCCAAGUCGGCUUCAGGCAUUACUCCAAGCCUUGACUUGAAGUCUCCCAUGAGGAGUGACACACGGCAAAAGGUGCCUAAACCUGAUUCCCGGUGCGGGACAGAUAGUGCAUUAAGUAGCCUCACAGGUAGCGCAACUACUAUUACCCUGUUACCUCCUCCCCCUAUCACAUCUUCUUCCAGUGUAUCCUCAAGUGCGGGAAACUCUACUUCAAGCUUGACUGAUGGCAGUAGCACGACAAUGGGGUCGCGGGACACUGGCGCUACUUCUAUCAAUGCUCCGAGCCUGCAAACCGCUUCUCGUGGCGCAGAGUAUUCCCACCCAAAAGUCCCGUCAAACCUGAAGCAGAGCAUAGUAGCGCAGUGGAGCAGUGACAGUGACAGCGACCAGCAAGACAACUCAAGACAUGCACCCAAAACUUCCGUCGACCCCCCUAAUGCCUCACAUGAUCAAGAACUACAAGAAUCCUCAUCUUCCUUUGGCACCGCCACUUCUUACGCGUCAUUCUCUUCAUAUGCCACAUCAGGCUCUCCACCUGCUGCUCUAGAUGCUAGAAAUGCCCCGGGCUCGCUUUACGACUACAGCCAAGCACCAGAUCCUAAUGUUCAUCCUAUGUGGACAGUUCCUAUGGUCACGGUCACCGCUACUCCCCCACCACGCGCUAAAGAAAUCUCUCCGAUGCUUCACGAACCUCACGUACAACCUUCUUCCCUAGCUGUUCCCGUCCCCGCCCGUGUCCCCGUCCCUACCACGAGAUCUACGGCCCGCUUGAAGCGCCCACGCCCACACCCACGCCCACAGACGGCACCUGCUUCACCCACCGCGCCGCAUUCUCCAACUCCUGCAACUUCGAAAUCACCGCGGGCUCCCAGAGCGUCUUCAGGGUUCAAAUCUAUACUCCGCAGUCUACUUCAAGUUGGUCGUUCAGGCUAAUACCAUUAGGGGUUAUCUUUGACUUCGGCAAGAAGGUUUGAUGCUGAACGCUGAUCCUCCAGUGUAUUGUUAUCUAAAAAUACGCCUGCGCCCGCUUCACGUGGACGCAAUUAGCGAGAUACCUACCACCCUAUUUCGUUUGGGAUUUAUGAUUACGUGUCUUGGGCAUGCGAGUGCAUGAUAAUGGUUAUUUACUUUCUUGGACUUGGGCGUAAUCGAUGCGAUUAUUUACAUACAGUACUAGAACGUUUUUUAUGAUGCCUACUCUCACGAAGAUAAAGCAGAUAUCUUGGACUACUAGUCAAAUAAUAUAUGCCGAGAAGCAAGACUCGAAUUCAA
This is a messenger RNA of Suillus subalutaceus, 3282 nucleotides long. RefSeq lists its product as uncharacterized. The record is from RefSeq and is a predicted model, not a curated record. The transcript is spliced from 2 exons. NCBI's taxonomy places the organism in Eukaryota, Fungi, Basidiomycota, Agaricomycetes, Boletales, Suillaceae. The coding region runs from base 121 to 2943 and encodes 940 amino acids.